CAACAACAUCUCAAUCCCAUCCAGCCUCGACAUCUAUCCACAACUCUACCUUUCUCCCCCCUCCUCCGCGACAUAGCUAGCUCAUAACCGCUCGCAACAUGUCGUCGCCCGAAGCCACCAGCGCCCCGACAAAGGAGCGCGGCCCCGUCGAGGAGCUCAUUUCCAGGCGCCUCAAGCCGCUCAACAAGAAGAUUCUCCGCUUCCGUGGCUACGCCGACAAGCCGGCCGAGACCCUCAACGCUGAUCAGGUCGCGGGCCUCGCUGCGCUGCCACAGCUCGAGGCGGCCAGCCGCGAGCUCGAGGAGCUCUCCCGCCAGGUGGAGGACGCCGAGCUCGUCGCGGCCGCCAAGACGCGCGAGGUGCGCGAGGCGGCAGAGCGUGACCUGGAGGACCGUGUCACCGCCCGCGUCCGCGACCACACGCUGUCGAUCGCCUCCCAGGUCGCCGCUUUCCUCAAGCUCCACUCGCUCCUCCACCCGGCCAGGCCAAACGACCACACAAACCUCACGUUUGCGCCCCUCACCCUGCCGUACGCGCUCCAGGACCAGGUUCUCGCGACCGACAUCCUCCGUGUCGGCCGCAUGUACGACGACCUCCUGGCCGGCGGUGAGGCGGGCCACGACGUGCUCUCCGGCCUCGUUGCCCCCCGCACAGGCCUCGACGACGACGAAGGUGCGUCGGUGCGAGUCUGUCGCCCCGCUAAUCACGUUCCAGAUGACCGCGUUCGCAGCCUUCUCGUGCUUCUCGGAGAGCCGGGCGAGCCGGCCGACCCCACCGAGGUCGGCAGCACCGCCGUCGAGGCCGCCGAGUCGACUCGCGACUUUGCCUCCGAGAUCCUCUCCGACGAUGUCGAGUUUGACCCCCACCGCACCCCGCAGGUCCACACUCGCACCUUUGACUUUGACGAGCCGGCCGUUGUCGCCCCGCACCUUGCCAACUUCUCCCGCGGCGCUGCUCUCAACUUCUUGCAGGAAGACGAGCUCGAGGUGGUCACCGAGCAGGCCGUGCACGUCGAGUACGAGGUGGUUGAGCCCAUCGAGCGUGAGGAGAUGGACGAGCCAGCUGAGUCGCUCGCGACGACCCCUACCGCGACCUCGACUCCCUUCACGCCUCUCGACUGGACCGCCGAAGACGAGACGACUGACGACCACGACGCUGCCGAGCAGCUGCGCGCCGCGUUUGCCGGCGCCGAUGGUGUCGCGGUUAUCACCCAGCAAAUUGAGACCGUGGUGGUGACCGAGGCUGUCGCCGCUGGCACGUCGGGCACCUCGUCUCCAGCGCCCAACGGCGAGAAGAAGAAGCAGCAGAACCGCAAGCCCUCGCAGCAGCGCAACAAGCAGCAGAACGGCGACGGCAAGAAGAGAGAGAAGGGUGACAAGGCGGACAAGGGCGAGAAGGCGGACAAGGGCGACAAGGCGGCCGGCAACAAGGAUGGCGAAGGCUCUCAGCCCCGCAAGGAGCGCGCGCAGGGCAAGGGCAGACCCCGCCAGCCCAAGGAGCAGGCGCAGGCGGCCGACCAGGCGGUUGACAGCGAUGGCUUCGAGACGGUCCGUCGCAGCGUGUCGACGCCUCGCGGACGUGGCGGUGCAGCGCGCGGUGCGCGUGGUGGUGGACGUGGCGGCGCGCAUGGUGGCCAGCCCCGCACCAACGGCCAGGCCAAGGACGGACAGCCCCGCCCCCGCAAGGACGACAAGGGCAACGGCAAGCCCGCCGGUGACGCCGCGGCCGCCGCGACCCCAAAACCCAAGCCGAGCAUCUACAAGACGACGCAGCCCGCGGCGCCUACGAGCGCGCCGAUUUUCUAGGAGUGGGGCGGAGAGAAGUGACAAAUGAAGACAGCAGUAGCAGCAGUAUAUCCUCGCAAUUGGUCAUGGGGCCAGGUCAUCCGCGACAUCAUGCAUGGCUUC
Vanrija pseudolonga is the source of this 1907-nucleotide messenger RNA. RefSeq lists its product as uncharacterized. NCBI's taxonomy places the organism in Eukaryota, Fungi, Basidiomycota, Tremellomycetes, Trichosporonales, Trichosporonaceae. The record is from RefSeq and is a predicted model, not a curated record. The transcript is spliced from 3 exons. Bases 99 to 1805 code for a protein of 568 amino acids.